AGGCCCAAAAUCCUUUUCCUAUUCAUGAGUAGUACAUGCCAUGUUGAGGAUUAUGUUCGGUCGCCAUUGUAGGGUUGUGUUGCCAUGGCGAAGCAAAGCGAAAGUUUGCACGCCUUCAUCAAUUCGAGGGCGUCCGUCUGCUUGAAUGAGGCCUCCGAGUAUCCAUUUGCGAACUGCUUGUUGGACGAUGAGGCAGAGUUGCGCAGCGACGCAGAUCAUCAGUUGCUUCUCACUCUGGAAUUUACAGAGCCCGUGAACUUGACAAGCUUGCGUCUUUGUGCAUCUGGUGAAGAGGCGCCUGGUUUGAUCAAGCUGUUUGUAAACUCUCAAAACCUUGGCUUUGAUGACGCCUCUUCUCAGAAGCCGGCGCAAAUUGUAACUUUCGAGAGGAGGGAAUCCCUCGAUUCAGUAGUCAAGUUGACGCCCGUCAAGUUCAACAACGUGCACUCGCUCACAGUGUUUGUAGAAGAGAAUGGAGGGGCAGACGAGUCUUCUGUGCGCUACUUGGAUGCGCAGGGAACGCGUGUGCGGGGAGGCGGCCGGCUUGAUGCACGACCAGCCGUCAGCGCAAAGCGGCAGAGAGCAUCGGCCAAUGGCGUGAUCGGAGAAGUUGCUGCAAGGCUCUGCGCCCAGAGCUCAGAUGACGGCGUUGCGCGAUGUCUGUUGGAAGCGGCAUCCUCUGCGGCGCCCAGCCAGGCCAGGGACAUCGUGCGCAAGGCCACCGAGGUGUUUCUCUUGGCGGCCAAGGACGCUGGCGAAAGGCGCCAGCGCGCGCUGCUGAUGCUCAGCGCGUGCCGGUGCCAGGUGUUGUGCCUCGACAGGGGGCAGAGACGAGAGCCGCUGCCUGCCAGACUUCGUGCAGCCAUGCGGUGUGGUGUGCAGGGCCUCAUGCUUGGGCUGGAAGGCGCUGUAGAUGCCGACUCUCUGAGGCAGCUGCUGAAGGGCCUGCUGACGAAGGACGGCAGGGGCGUCGGGGACCUCAUGGCACUGCUCUGUCGAGUCCUGCCUCCGAUCCGAGUGCCUGCGUGUGAUCGUGGGAACGCUGCUAACGAAAGUGAAGACUCGGAGUCUGAAGCUUCAGAAAUCGGAGAGGACGAGGCGGGCGAGCCUCUCGAUUCAAAUUCGAUUACUCAUGGCACUUGUAAUCCUGGGACCGUAAGUCCAGGUGUUGGACUUGAAAUCCCAGGCAGUCGCAAAUGCAGCGUUGCAUCGUUGGUAGAUGGAGGCGAUCAUGACUCUGUGUUUGGUGAAGACUGCCCUGUGGGACAAGAUGGCCAGUUUUGUCAGUUGCAGUCGCCAGUCAGCGAGUUUUUGAAGAGUAUUAGCAUCGAUGCAGAAGCUGUUGAACAUUGGCCAGUGCUGUAUCCUGGUCUCGGAAGUCACGGGUUGCAAUUUUCUUCGAAGUUCGAAGGAGGGAAUUUGCGACGAGUGAGACUUGAGGCCCCUGGAGUGGUCGAAAUCCUUUUGUGUGGCGACACGAAUCGCGCUUAUCAUUGCCAAGCUUUCUUCUUCGACGUGGUUGUCAGCGAGCUUAUGAGCUUGCGAAUGCACAUCGUAAGUCUUGUGAAGCCUGGAUCCACAUUCGGGCAAGGCCAGCGAGUUGUCACCCAGUCUCCUGGCGAGUCUUGUUGGCGAAGAGACGGAGAGGACUACGCCUACAUGCCGAACAGGUACAUCGUUGGAGACAGGCGUGGGAACUACACCCUGUCCUUUGCUCUGCAGCUGAAGCCUGGACGCACUCGAGUGGCCCAUUUCUAUCCCUACUUGUUCGGCGACUUACUCUGCGACUUGCGAAGACUACGCCCCAGCGGGGACUGGCUCAGCGUGCAGGAUCUGGGCCCUACCCCUGGCGGUCGCCCACUACUGAUGCUCACGAUCAACGAUUUUGAAGCAUGCUCCACUUCGGGCACUCACGACACGCGGCCAUACGUUAUCAUUUCAGCACGAGUGCAUCCGGGUGAGAGUCCAGCAUCCUUCAUAAUGCGCGGUGUUUUGAAGUUAUUGCUUUCUGACGCUGACGAGGCGUGUGCUUUGCGACGUCUUCUCAAGUUUGUGAUCAUGCCGAUGCUCAAUCCUGAUGGCGUUGCUGCUGGAAACGGUCGUGCUAAUUCUGCUGGGUAUGACUUGAACCGGUGUUGGUCAAAACCUCCAGUUGGUUCGGAAAUCGUGGCUGUGCGUCAGGUUGUUUCUGGCCUUUGCGCAUCGCAAAGUGGCGUUCUUGCAUUUCUCGACUUUCAUGCCCACUCACGCAGGCAUGGUGCUUUCACGCUCAGCAACCCCAAUAGUCAAACGUUGCCAGAUCUGCUCGCAGGCACAAGCGAUGGUACCUUUGAUCGGGCACAGUGUGUUUUCAGCUACGACAAGGGUAAGCGCGGAUCAGCUCGAUGCGCUGUAUGGAAAGAUCUGGGCGUUAAGCAUUCCCAUACGCUGGAAGCCAGUUAUGCAGCGGUGCGUGGCAAAGGCCGACUGAUCACACCUCACGACCUCGAUGAGUUGGGGCGUAAUUCUAUUCGAGCGUGUGCGUCAUUACUUUCAGAGUAUUGAAUAUCUUGCUUCUUGCACGUUGGCCAGGAGGACUUCUUUUGUGGGGCUGCGCAAGUGGGGCCAAGUGAUGCACAAGGAGGCUGACAUAGGCUGAUCGUUGUUUUUGUACUUCGAGGUGCAAGUUGCUGACGUGUGCAGCUUAGAGUUAGCUGUGCAACGCAGUCUCUAUCUGGCUCCCGUGGCACCAUCCUGGGCGAAUUGGAACGUUGCCCUGCUUUUGUGUUUGCGCUUGAAGACGUUGUUCAUGCUUUGGAGGAGUUUGUGAUAUGCCAACGCCGUGUCGUCACGACACGAACCCGUCAUGCCCAUGGUUUAGCGGGCGACGAGCGGUAUAGCAUGAACUUUUCCUUCGCCGGGGCAGCUUAUUUCAAAGAGCUCUCCGCCUGCCACGCGUCAGGCGUGCCAGCCGGUCGGGCGCACCUGACCCGCCCGGAGACGCUGUGGAGUGCAGCCCUGGCCUCUGCCGUCUCCGGCAGCCGUGUGUGGUCAGGGGCCGCCUACCGCCCGUCUGGGCCACAGAGGCGGCCCCCGCCGCCAAGCUUCCCGCCUCCUCCGCCGCUUCCCUCCUUACUGUCGCUCUGACUUUCACAGGGGGAGGCGGGAGGCUAGAUUCGGGGGAGCGUAAGACCCGGGUUUGCCAGGACUCGGGUUCGCCAUCGUUUUUUGACGACCGCGCCUCGGAUUUUGACGAGGAGGAGUUUCGUGGGAUGUCUGCAGCGGGAGGCCUCGUCAAAAUGCAGGCUCGG
Messenger RNA from Prorocentrum cordatum, 3290 nucleotides. The record is from the annotation of a GenBank genome assembly. NCBI's taxonomy places the organism in Eukaryota, Dinophyceae, Prorocentrales, Prorocentraceae.